This is a messenger RNA of Oldenlandia corymbosa var. corymbosa, 1092 nucleotides long. NCBI's taxonomy places the organism in Eukaryota, Viridiplantae, Streptophyta, Magnoliopsida, Gentianales, Rubiaceae. The record is from the annotation of a GenBank genome assembly.
AUGGAUGGUGAUCAGAACGAGAUGGUCAACUUCAUCAUGGUAUGGGUUGUAGUCUUGGCUUCUCUCUGUUAUUGUCAUAUGAUUGGAAGCCACUUUUCCAGCGCCACCAUCAUCAGGCCUUUAGCCCUACUUCCUGUAAUUUGCCUAUUUGUUGUCCUUCCCAUGAAUCUCACCACCAUUUCCCUCGGGGGCACCACCGCCUUUUUCGUAGCCUGGCUUGCCAAUUUCAAGCUUCUCCUCUUUGCCUUUGAUCAAGGCCCUUUGUCUUCCAAUCCUCCAACUCCACUGCCUUAUUUCAUAGCCUUGGCUUGUUUACCUAUCAAGGCUGCUCACCAACAGUAUCAAUCACAUCCAAAGUCAACGAAUGAGAAGAUCCAGAAGCCCUUGAAUGGCCAUAAAUCAACCAUUAACUAUGCAUCCAAGAUUACCAUUUUGGCGAUUGUUAUGCUGACAGUCAAGCAUGCUCAUUCAAAUCCAUGGUUUAUGUUAUUGAUCUACUGUGCCUUUCUUUACCUCGCGCUGGAGUUGAUUCUGGCGAUGACUGCCGGGUUGGCUCGAGGGUUGAUGAGGGCAGAGCUGGAGCCACAGUUUGAUGAACCGUAUUUAGCCACAUCGCUUCAAGACUUUUGGGGCAAAAGAUGGAACCUUAUGGCAUCAAAGAUUCUGCGACCUACAGUUUACGAUCCUGUUAGAUCCUUCUGUGAACCCAUGGCAGGAAGGAAAUGGUCUCCAAUUCCUGCAGUGAUGGCAACAUUUCUGGUAUCGGGCCUAAUGCACGAAUGGAUACUUUACAACAUCGGAAGAGUGAAACCAACAGGCGAACUUACGUGCUUCUUUCUCCUUCAGGGAGCCUCUGUGGCUGCAGAAAUAGGAAUUAAGAGAAUCCUAAGUGGGAGGUUUCAGGUCCCUGUCGCACUAUCAAGGCUUUUACAAAUAGCUUUUGUCUUGUCUAGCAGUUUCUGGCUGUUCUUCCCUCCUUUCAGAAGGGGGAAAGCAGACACAAAAACCUGCACAGAAAUUCUUGCCUUCAUAGAAUUUCUCAAGACCAGCAGCCUUGUCAGCCCAAGUAGUACGUCCUGUCCAUUCCUCUAG